CACACCAUCAACUCUAUGAUGAAACUGUCCUCAAUGGCAAAGCAAUUUAGUCAAUCAAAUGGAGAUCAAGAAAUCAAACUUCAGAUCUCCUUCCUCUCCCCCUUCUGCUUUCCACUCCAUUAGCAGCAUAGGAAUGUGACAACCUGACCUUAAGGUCUUCUGUUUCCCUCUCAGUUUCCUCUGAAAGCUCUGAAAGCAAACAAUCUAUCUUCUAGAGAAGGAAGAGGUAGAGGAGGACUGAUCACCAUGGCAAUCAGAUUCUCUUACACUAACAUCAUCAUUCCAAGAGGUUAUCAUCCUGAGAAGACCAGCAGCAGAGCUUCCUUGUGUCAUAACAGCAAGAUAUCACCCAAAGUAUCAGUUUCAUCAAACACAUCUGGUACAGAUACCAAGGUUUUUGAAGAUCAAGCCCUGGGGGUAAUAUGUUUCAGAGAUGAAAAGGGAGAAAUAGUCUGUGAAGGAUUUGAUGAAGGACCACGAUUCGAUCAACGAUCUUUGGCACGAAAAAAAUUCGAAAGGAAUAGAGUCCCUAAUUUCCUGAGAAUGAUGAUGAUUCAGGCUAAUGAAGAUGCCUUUUACUAGUCUACUAUUGAUCAUAGCUAGAGCUUGGUAUGUUGAUAAAUUUGACUGUCUUGCAAGCAUCAAAAGGCAUGCUUAGAAUAAGUGAAUCAGGUCUGAGUUACUCUUUAGAUAAGUCCAGAUAUUGUUACUGAUGGAUGUAAGGCAUUGAACUUAUCAUAUGUAAAUUUGGUUUCUGAAAAUGAAGUUUUAAUGUUAUAGUAUA
Messenger RNA from Musa acuminata subsp. malaccensis (wild Malaysian banana), 784 nucleotides. RefSeq lists its product as uncharacterized. NCBI's taxonomy places the organism in Eukaryota, Viridiplantae, Streptophyta, Magnoliopsida, Zingiberales, Musaceae. The record is from RefSeq and is a predicted model, not a curated record.